AUGCAGAAAAGAAGAUACAAUGAAGAAGAAGGAACGGGUGAGACCGCGUCAAAAAUAUCAAAUAACCCAGAACAGGCAUACGAACUGGCCAUAAGGAAGUCAAGGCUGCUGAAAAAAGAAGAGCUUGAGCUAAUUACAGACAAAGUAUCGUAUGGCGAAUACUUCAGCAGAUACUACGAGGUGUGGAUUAAGGAAAUGGUGCUGGAUGGCUUGCUCGAUAAAAUGUGGUACGCAGAGAGAGACCUUUGGGUGCUCCAGGGUUAUCCUGACUCUUUCAUGGAGUUUAGAGACUUUAUAGCCAACAAACAGGGCAGCAUCAGGCAAGAGUCAAAGAACGCACAAGCUCUUCUGCAGACAGAGCUGUUCGAUAGGCUAAAAUCAGAUGCAACAGAUGCAACUCCCAUUGUUAUCAUUAAAAACAUAAAAGAAACCGUUUCUAUUAGGGAGAUACUCUCUGAGCUGUCUGCAAAACUAGAAAUAGCAGAACAUGCAGUCUCUCAAUCGGGAAUAGCGGAUGGCUACAAAAGAACUCUUUUCAUCAGAACAGAUAUGGAUGUGUCAAAUUGCAAAAAUAUCGUAUCAGAAGUGCCUUUGUUGACAGAGUCGAUAGUGUCUGUGCAGUACCUCCCCACAGCCAGCAGCAGCAGAUCCACUGCCCAAAUAGGAAAACAGUUCUCGGACAAAUACUCGAUGCAGCACACAGAGACACAGUGCAAAAACAUUCUCCAAAAAAUGUCAGAGCUGCUGGGCGUGCCAGAGGUCUACAAAACGGUCUCAUCGCUAGAAAUGCGCAUUCCCAAAGAGGAAACAGCUGAUCUCUACAUGCUGGCUCUUCGAAAAAUCUUUUCGUUUUGCUACUACUGCGGAGUUAAGUACGACAAUGCAUACGAAAUGGCGUUCAAGUGCGGCCUGUACCACCUACGAAGCGAGACAGUCCUGGACGACUCAAAUCCAGAAACGCACAGAAAAAAGAUGGAGGAGUGCUUUGAAACAGACAGAGUUUCCUUCCUGCAGGCGAUACCCAAGGAGAUUGACAUUCGCACAUUCUGCACAGAGGUCAGCGACAAAAAAGAAAUAGAGUGCAAAUACUGCAACAAAAAGUUUGAAAGCGUAGAGUUUUUCCAGAAGCAUCUCGAACGAAAGAAGCACAGAUCGUACGAAACAAGCAUAAAACUGCACAGUGACUGUCUGCAGUGCAUCAACUCUCUCAACUACCAGCUGGUCAAUGCAGUGGAGAAAAGGGCUCAGAAGAUUCCCCUUGUUAUAUACGACUAUAUGUCAAACAAUUCGCAGAUUAUAGAGAAUGAAGUGCAGUACGGCGACUUAGAUAAGAAGUAUACGAUACUCCAGGAAGGCAUGCCCAUAGCCCUGGCAGAGUUCGGACAAGACGAACUGUAA
This is a messenger RNA of Nematocida minor, 1398 nucleotides long. RefSeq lists its product as uncharacterized. The coding region runs from base 1 to 1398 and encodes 465 amino acids. The transcript has a single exon. The record is from RefSeq and is a predicted model, not a curated record. NCBI's taxonomy places the organism in Eukaryota, Fungi, Microsporidia.